This is a messenger RNA of Pelmatolapia mariae (spotted tilapia), 2244 nucleotides long. Its product is annotated as neuronal PAS domain-containing protein 4-like. The transcript has 8 exons. Gene Ontology annotation, biological process: regulation of transcription by RNA polymerase II. The record is from RefSeq and is a predicted model, not a curated record. Gene Ontology annotation, molecular function: DNA-binding transcription factor activity, RNA polymerase II-specific; protein dimerization activity; RNA polymerase II transcription regulatory region sequence-specific DNA binding. Lineage: Eukaryota; Metazoa; Chordata; Actinopteri; Cichliformes; Cichlidae. The coding region runs from base 1 to 2244 and encodes 747 amino acids.
AUGACUAUUUGGUGCAACUUGUGUAAAUGUCACGUCAGUACUCCUUGCACUUCCCACCAUCUGCCCGCGGAUCACCGGAGCCCAGUCUGCAGGAGGUUCAGAUCCACCAAAGGGGCAUCCAAAGCUCGACGGGACCACAUCAAUCAUGAGAUCAAGAACAUGCGUGCUCUGCUGCCCAUCACCCUGGAGGACCAGGAGCGACUCUCGUACCUUCACUCCAUGGCCGUCAUCUGCACCUACAUCAGGAAGUCUGUUCUCUUCCAGGGGCUCCCAGCUGGAGAGCGAUCACACUGCUCUCUGCCACAUGAGGUCUUUCUUCAAGCCUUGCACGGCUUCAUCCUCGUCUCCACCGCACAGGGCAGGCUGGUGUAUGUGUCAGAAAAUGUAGCCGAGUAUCUCGGGGUUUCCAUGGUAGACGUGCUGCAGGGAGACACGAUAUAUGAUAUGGUGGAACACUCUGAUGUCGACAUUGUUAAAUCAAACCUGGACAUUGAAAACAACUCAAUGUCAGAGCGGAGCUUUAUAUGUUGCAUGAAAACCUCCAAGACCUUUAAGUUGCAACAUGGCAGCUGUUCCUCUAUACUGGUCAGAGGAAGCUUCCAAUUCUUCCCUCAACCCUAUGCAUGCUCCCCUACCACUACAACCACCGAGCCACUGUUCGUGGCUCUCUGCACCCCAACAGUGAACUGCCUGAGGAGCACCGACUCUCACUUCUGUCACAGCUUCAACAGCACACAUGGACUGGAUAUGAGCUUUAUGAAGCUGUCAGAUAGCGUUUCUCCUUUGUUGGGGUAUUCAGCAGAGGAAAUGAUUGGUCGAUCAUGGUACAGCCUCGUCCAUCCUGAUGAUCUGUCGCUGAGUGCAGAUUCUCACAGAAGUUUGAUGCACUCAGAUGACGGCUUCCAGGUGGAAAUGGUGCUGAGAUUCCAGCGCAUGGAUCUGUCGUGGUGCUGGAUCUAUAGUCGAGCCACCAAAGUCUCUGGGGAAUGCCAGACCAUCAGCUGCACCAACUUCAUCAUCAGUGAAACUGAGGCCAGAUUUCUGCAGAAGAAAAUCAGCAGCAUGGCCUUCAAACCAGCAUUUCUGCCAAAUUCCUACCACUGUGCUCAACACCCUCAAAGCUCCAACAAUAAAAGGCAGAGGACACCCAACAGCCAGAGUGAGGAGCCUGGUGCCAGAGAUACAAGGGAGUCUGAGCACGACACAGACUGUGUGGUGAGCGGCUCUUCCCCGAGCUCACCUGCCCUCCUGGGUGAUAGCCCUGCUGUCUUCAUCCCUCCAUACAGCCCCGCCUCCUCCAGCUCCUCUCUGCAGCAGGAGGAGCUCAGCCAUGACAUUCUGAUGGAUGUGCAUGUAUGCACAGAUCAGUGGCUGUGCACCCCUGAGGCCUCUCCCUCCCAUUAUUCCUACCCAGAGACCGGGCUCACCUGUCACCGUUCACCCUCAGACUCCCUCCCUGCAGCCACUCAAACCUUUGACCAACCAUCCUUUGGCACGCUCAGUGGCCACACUCCACCCACCUCAUCAUCGCCAUCCUGUGAUUUCAGAGAUUAUACAUCUGACGCUCGCUUAGUUCCAGACUGUCUCUCUGUGUCCGACAUGUGUGAGAGCCCAGCGGACUGUGCUCUGCAUCCAGAUGAUUUCGGCCUUCUGUUGCAGCCACAAGAGGGCAGCGUUGUCCAACUGCAUCAUGAUGCUCCUGACUUACCCACACAUACCAGUGUUUUUAAUCCCAGCCAGUCUCCCACAUCCCUAGAGCCUAACCAGUAUAGCGAGAGUGAGCAGGUGGAGAUCAGUAUUCUGGCCCAGCAGAUCUCCUCGCUGGCCAGCAGGUUUGACCGGCAUCACACUGUGAAUCCCUAUCAGCAUGUGGUCCAAACUACAGCCACCAACACGAUGCCCUCAGCCUGUGACUGGCCCCCUAAUUCUCCUCCCCCCUCAGUUCGUCUUCCCAAUCCUGCGCUGGUUCUUGAUGUUGCCAUGUUUGACAGCUUCAUGAAAGAUCUGAACAUGUUCACAAGAAAAAGCAGCACACUGAGCGAUACCAACUACCAGCAGGGCUUAGUGUGUAGCAGGAACAGGCACCAUCCCCAUCAGGAGCAGCAGGAGCACAUUGGCUUCAUUGCAGAGGAGCUGCUGGCUGCAGAGCACUUCACCGUGGGCAGCAUCGCCAUAGAUCCCAUCAGUAUGCAGCUGGGACGCCAUGAGCAAACCACUGGGUUGCUUCAACAUCAUCUCUACUAA